AAAGAAAAGGGACAUAGUGAAAAAGUUGUGUCUCCGCGGGAGCACGUGGAUACGAAUGACAAAGGAAACGUUGUCGUCCGCUGUAGUGUCUCGAAUUACUAAGAAUACGAAAAAUAAUCGUAGAUUGGGAUCUCACGAAGAUCGGCCAACAGGACAUGGGAAUUUUUGAUUGUAUGCGUGAAAAUCGUCACGUUACAGGUCAUAGGAAUGAGGGAACGGGUUUUGACGUGGAACUCGUGGUGGUGGUUAAUCGUUGUUCUCGCAGCAGUGCACGUUGUGGAUACGCAGGAUCAUCGUCAUCAGCUCUCGUCGACGGACUCUGGGAAAUCGUCGAGUAUAGAAUGUGCCACGGGUUGCGAAUGCGUGGACAUUGGAGAGGAUUUGGUCUGCAAGGAUCGAAGUUUCUUCGGGCUUGGCUUACCGAGACAGGUUACAAACGUCGCGUUAAGAAACGUCGGAGCUGCUACUAUACCCGUUGCAGCCCUCAAAGAUUCCAUUCAUCUAAAGAGUCUUGCCUGGACUUUGAGCGGAAUACAGCGAGUCGAGUCGGAUGUAUUUCGCGCGACGACGUUGCUCGAGUAUCUAAACUUAGGUGACAAUAGGCUGGCGGAAUUGCCGUCGGACGUCUUCCAUCCGUUACAUAAACUGCAGUACCUGAAUCUAACCGGGAAUCGUUUGAGCGUACUCCCACGAGUACUGUUCCAAGGUUUGGAUCGUCUUGAACAGAUCGGUUUGUCGCGAAAUCGUCUGUCGGUACUUCCCUACCAAGCGUUCGCCUCGUCGAAAGCACUGGUCCGGUUGGACCUGUCCCAUAAUUUGUUGGUGUCUCUGCCGGAUCACAGCUUCAGGCCCAACAGGCGCCUUCGAGAACUCGGAUUGUCUGGCAACAGGCUGACCAAACUUCCAUCUCGGUUGUUUUCCGGGCUGAGUCAAUUAAAAAGCUUGGAGCUGGCCAACAACGAGAUCGACACGAUACCGCGCGGUCUUUUCGCCGAUCUUUCGUCCCUGCAAAACCUCGAUAUCUCCGGGAACCCUAUUACCCACUUGUCUAGCACGACGUUUCAAAGCCUAUCGAAUUUACGAUGGCUCAACUUGAGGUUUCUACCGAUUACGGUGCUUCCACAGGACGUCUGGCACCCGGUCAGGAAGCUACGAGUCCUGAUGUUGUCCGGGACGAGGCUGGAGAUUCUCCGCAACGAAGAUCUCAAGGGAUUAGAGAAUCUGGAAACUCUGGAAAUAAACCAAAGCCCUCUGCGAGAGAUUUCUCGGCGCACCUUCGAUCGCACACCGGCCCUUCGUAAGAUCGAUUUACACGAUAGCAAUCUGACCUUUCUCCCGGCAAACGUUGCACAGCUGUCGUCUCUGAACGAGUUGCAACUGCAGGGGAAUCCAUGGGCCUGCGACUGUCGUAUGUUUUGGUUCGUAAAGUGGGCCGAAAGCAAGGCACAUCUACGAACCGCGUUCCAAAGUGGCUUCAGAUGCGGCGAUGAGAUCGACGGGGCAGCCGAUAUCCUUCAAACUCUUCGUUACUUGAACUGCACCCCGCCGUUCUUGGCAUACGCCACGCCCGCUCAGCAAUAUCUCUUGUUGAACUCUGUGCUUCUCGAGUGCGAGUUCAACGGCAAUCCCACCCCAUCGUUAACAUGGGUCACGCCGACUCUUCAGGUAUUGCACUGGAAUCCCGAUCCAGCUUUUCCCGACGCUUUUGUCGAACAUCCUCCCGUACACGGAUGGGAACAAACUGCACCGAUCGUUGACGAUGCCCGAAUACGAAUCCUCGAUAACGGAUCUUUGUACAUCACGACGUUGCUCAGGCAGGAUGUCGGUCGAUACAAGUGUUUCGCGGUUAACCCGAUUUCCAAUGCCACUACCUAUAUUAGUUUGCAGAUGAAUCCAAUAACCUUACACAGAAUCCAAAUCAUCAGCAUCUUGGUAGGCGCCGCGAGUGCUACGGCCUUUCUUCUCUUAACCCUACUCUUGCAACUGCUACGUUAUCUCUUGGUCAAGUGCGGCUGUCUGAAGUGGUGUUCGUGUUGUAGACACGUCGGUUCUACGCCUCGUGCCAAACAAAUUUACCAAAUGCUGGAUAGCAUCGAGCAAUACAAGAGUCAGCAACUGGAAAAGUUACGUGAAAAUUACACCCAACAAGUGCACAGGAUAAAAGAGAAUUGCGCUCAACAAGUGGAAUGGAUUCGUGACAAUUACGAAGGUCAAAUGAGGCACAUAAGGGACAUCAGAGACUAUGGAACGAGCCAUCUCACGGCACUCAGAGAUCAGUAUUACGAUCAGGUGAAGAAAGCACGGGAUUACUCGACCGGCCAGUUGAAUUGGGUACGAGAAAAUUAUGUCUUCCAGCGUAACAAAAUAAGAAAAUUCAGCACCCAUCAGGUAUUGCGGCUGCGCGAAAGCUACAAAUACCAGCAGCAGACGUUGAACAAAGUCCUGGAGAAUUUACCUAGCUUCUACUUUGACAAUUGCCGAAGCGGUUCUUGCGGGAAAAGCGACUCGAUGGUGUUUCAUCCGAAAGACGAUGGUUCCGUUCGCGUGGACAUGUACUUCAAAGCGAAAAUCAACGACCUGGCGAACGGUGUAAGCUUCGAAGAUCUGAAUAGCGAGUACUAUACGCCAACGGAACUAUCAUCGACUAGUCCACACGGCGCUAUGAAUAUGUUGGAUGGAAUUCAUAUAAAUUACAUCGAAGACAGUAGUCCACCGCCACGAUUUGAUCUACUCUCCAAUGGAGGAAUCAUCCCUCAUCCGAUCGUGUUGCACAGUAUCGAGGAAGAUGGCAGUUCGUCGUCGGUGUACAAAGACGCGGAUCAUGAAAAGCCGGUUUUCAAAGGCUUCAGUACCGAAACUUUAUCCAAAGAGCCUAAAGAUUCAACGGAGGUUCUCGGUCUGUUUAUACCUAGCACCAGUUUACCCGACCUACCGCACGAAACAAAACUCUAAACAACUCGGAACAAGUGAUUAAGGGUACUAACCUCUCUUUAUAGGAGCAGAAUUAUAAUUAAGACGAGAAUGUACUGCCACUGGAUAAUUACGUGAGAAAAAUAUUACAUAGAAGUGCCUCUACAUCGGUAAGUGAGGAUGUAUUCGCGUGGAUAAACGGUGGUAACUUUUUCUUGUGGGACUAUUCCAAACGACAUUAUUA
Hylaeus anthracinus is the source of this 3154-nucleotide messenger RNA. Its product is annotated as leucine-rich repeat and immunoglobulin-like domain-containing nogo receptor-interacting protein 3. The record is from RefSeq and is a predicted model, not a curated record. The transcript is spliced from 3 exons. The coding region runs from base 208 to 2952 and encodes 914 amino acids. NCBI's taxonomy places the organism in Eukaryota, Metazoa, Arthropoda, Insecta, Hymenoptera, Colletidae. Gene Ontology annotation, molecular function: protein binding.